Molecule: messenger RNA, 1069 nt
Organism: Helianthus annuus (common sunflower)
Lineage: Eukaryota; Viridiplantae; Streptophyta; Magnoliopsida; Asterales; Asteraceae
Product: 14-3-3 protein 2
Exons: 4
Coding region: 168-950 (260 amino acids)
Biological process (GO): signal transduction
Cellular component (GO): cytoplasm
Source: RefSeq, a predicted model, not a curated record
AAAAAUGAACAAUAAAAUAUUUUGUAUGAUUAGAAAGAAACCAACCUAUUUUCACCUUAUAAAAAUCCCCUCUUUUUCUCCACCUCUCUCACACCACUCUCUCUCUCUAAAAACAACAACUCAAUUUCAAACCCUAACUGUCUCCUCCCUCCCAAUCACCAGAUCCCAUGGCAUCACCGGCGGCGCGUGAGGAGCACGUCUACAUGGCAAAGCUCUCGGAGCAAGCCGAACGCUACGAAGAGAUGGUAGAAUUCAUGGAAAAGGUCUCCAACUCACUCACCGACUCAGAAGAACUCACCGUAGAAGAACGCAACCUGUUAUCCGUCGCGUACAAAAACGUGAUCGGAGCUCGCCGUGCGUCGUGGCGGAUAAUAUCUUCGAUCGAGCAGAAGGAGGAGUCUCGCGGUAACCAGGAGCAUGUGGCUGUGAUCAAGGAGUACAGAUCGAAGAUCGAGAAGGAGCUUUCGGACAUUUGUGAUGGAAUUUUGAAGCUUCUGGACUCGAAACUUGUUCCGUCUGCUGGUUCUGGCGACUCGAAGGUGUUUUAUUUGAAGAUGAAGGGAGAUUAUCAUCGCUACCUUGCGGAGUUUAAGACCGGUGCUGAACGGAAAGAGGCUGCUGAGAGUACUCUCAAUGCUUAUAAGGCCGCUCAGGAUAUUGCAAAUGCUGAACUUGCCCCAACACACCCAAUCCGUCUAGGAUUGGCUCUUAACUUCUCGGUGUUCUACUAUGAGAUUUUGAACUCACCAGAUCGUGCAUGUGGUCUUGCCAAACAGGCGUUCGAUGAAGCCAUCGCUGAGUUAGAUACUUUGGGUGAAGACUCGUACAAGGAUAGCACUUUGAUCAUGCAACUCCUUCGUGACAAUCUUACUUUGUGGACAUCUGAUAUGCAGGAUGAGGGGGCUGAUGAGAUCAAGGAAGCCAAGCAAAAUGACGAACAAAAGGAAUGAUAACCGACAUCAGUUUCAUCCAUUUAUGUUUAUUAGAAAAGACUGUUGGAGCUUCAUUGUUUUAUGUUGUUACAACUUAAGUGUGUUGAAUUUAAUGGUUUGUCUAUGUUUUUUUUUUU